AUGUCGGCACGACACGCGCAUCUAUUGUCGACAUUUCUCUGCGAGCUCGGCGUCUUCUGCAACUCUCAGAGACCAACUUUUGACAGACCAACUUUUGACAGACCAACUUUUGACAGACCAACUUUUGACAGACCAACUUUUGACAGACCAACUUUUGCCAGACCAACUUUCGACAGACCAACUUUUGACAGACCAACUUUUGACAGACCAACUUUUGACAGACCAGCUUUUGACAGACCAACUUUUGCCAGACCAUUUUUCGACAGACCAACUUUUGACAGACCAGCUUUUGACAGACCAAAUUUUGACAGACCAACUUUUGACAGACCAACUUUCGACAGACCAACUUUUGAAAGACCAACUUUUGACAGACCAGCUUUCGACAGACCAACUUUUGACAGACCAACUUUCCCCCGUAGUUUGAAGAAUACAUUCCCAUAUCCGCUUGAAACUCUCAAUUAG
Messenger RNA from Physella acuta, 462 nucleotides. RefSeq names its product serum response factor-binding protein 1-like. The record is from RefSeq and is a predicted model, not a curated record. NCBI's taxonomy places the organism in Eukaryota, Metazoa, Mollusca, Gastropoda, Physidae.